Messenger RNA from Rhizophagus irregularis DAOM 181602=DAOM 197198, 842 nucleotides. NCBI's taxonomy places the organism in Eukaryota, Fungi, Glomeromycota, Glomeromycetes, Glomerales, Glomeraceae. The record is from RefSeq and is a predicted model, not a curated record.
CUAUAAAAACGUAACACUAUGUCUGAAACUAGGAAGGAUUUAGGACUUAGCGAGUUAGCUCUUAAAAUAUUAGAAAAUGAAGAGAUUAAUGGCCGUACCUUUUUCAAAGUAACCAAAGAAAAGCUUGAGUGUCAUGGAAUGAAAUUAGGACCUGUAACAGCUCUUGUGGACUUUGCCAAGGAAUAUAAGGAGAAAAAGUUAAGGUCAUUCUCCUCAUAUAAAACUAAGAAAGAGUUGAAUGAAAUGUUGUGCAAGUAUGGGAUUGUUAGCGGAGAUAUAACUUGCAUUCCACAGUUCAUUCCACCCACCCACACUAUUAAUGAAAGCACUCCUAAAUUUAAGCUAUGCAUUGAUAAUAUCCUUCGUAGAAUAAAAAAUAUGGGACCAGUUUAUAUUUCAACGAUCUUACAUACGGCUGUAAGUAUUCUCGAUGACUUGGUAAUCACACCUCAGGCAAAUAUAAUUGGUGAAGAAAACACAGGCCGUGUCGACUAUACCAUCAAAAAAAUUAUCAGCGAGUUAUUGAAGGAAAUAAUUUGCAUAACCGAAGGCAAACAGAAUCAAGCAACUAUGGUCAGUACUGAGACAGACUGGUACUUCAUUCUGCAUAGCACUGAAGGCAUCUAUAGUACGAGCAGGACUGAGUAUCGAAUUUCACUUACAGAAAACGCUCUCAAAGAUGAUACAGAAUUGCGUAAAAAUGUGAAGAGGGUUUUAGAAGUGAUCGUAGGAUUAUUAAAGGAUAGAGCAGUAGGUAGUGAGGAACUCGCAACUAAGAAGCGCCAUAUAAAAGAGAUAGUUAAGAAAAAAUAAUUAUGUAUAUUAGAUAGAUGUCAUAUAUC